This is a messenger RNA of Colletotrichum lupini, 2622 nucleotides long. RefSeq names its product YSIRK family gram-positive signal peptide. The record is from RefSeq and is a predicted model, not a curated record. The coding region runs from base 1 to 2622 and encodes 873 amino acids. NCBI's taxonomy places the organism in Eukaryota, Fungi, Ascomycota, Sordariomycetes, Glomerellales, Glomerellaceae. The transcript has a single exon.
AUGGCUCCCCUGGCCGCAGACCCCCGCCAGCUCGUGGUGGUCCUUAACCCGGCUCGCCGCAAAGCGUUCUAUACCCUCCUCUUCGAUAUCACGGGCUACAUGCGCUCGCAGCUCGAGCUCAAAGACGGCGGCGACCAAGCAGCAGAUUCCAGCGGCAAUCCGGCAUCGCCGUCACUCCAGGACAGGAACGCCCCGCUCUUCGUCCCGGACCGCGGCGACGGACGCAGCAGCAGCCCCAGCCACCCGGACCGCGGCGGUUCCGGCGUGCACAGCGCUCAGCUGCGGGCCCUGAGGAGGGCGGCGCUCAAGCACUUUGACGGGUGGCGGAAGGAGGUCCUCGAGAAGGUCAAGGAAAUUGUCUCGGUUAAGGACGAUGACAAGAUCCUCGAGGCCAGGAAGAAGCGCUUAGAUGAGCAGGAGAAACUGAACGCAGAGUCUCCCGGCGUCGGAGAGGAUUUGAUCAACUUUGGAGAUGCUUCUCAGACUACUUCUUCUUCUCCGGCGGCGAACGAGGUCGACGAGGAGGUGGCCGCACUGCAGGAGCAUUACCAUCCUAUUCCGAGCCGGUUCAUCACGAUCCCGGCGAAUGAUAGGAAAGAAGUGCUAAGCUGCCUCUUGGUUCUCAUCUUGUCUACCGGUUGCUACUCAGCACACUCCAGAGUCUUGGCCCUGUAUCUCACGUCCGCCUUCGGUCUGCCUCUCUCGGCCCUCAUCGCCGAGGAGACGGAAAUCGCAAAGUCUCUGGUUGAAUCUGCGACCUCUUCCGAAGGUCAAAAGGCCACCAUGUCCGCCGAGGCCGAGGCCGCGAAGCGACGACAAGAGAACCAAAAGAGCCGUUUCUGGAAAGUCGGCCUAGCCUCCGUGGCAGGCGCCGCCGUCAUCGGCAUCACGGGUGGUCUCGCGGCCCCUGUGGUCGCCGGCGCCAUCGGCGGCAUCAUGGGCAGCGUCGGCCUGGGAGGCGUCGCGAGCUUCCUCGGCAUCUUUUGGAUGAACGGCGCGCUGGUCGGGACCCUUUUUGGCGCGUUCGGAGCCAAGAUGACGGGCGAGAUGAUGGAUACCUACGCCAAGGAGGUGGAAGACUUCCGCUUCCUCCCGCUCAAGGACGAAUGGGGUCAGGACUAUAAACGCGCUGACCCGGACGGCAAGCAGGGUGCCCGCCUCCGCGUGACGAUUGGCAUCAACGGCUGGCUGAAUGACGAGGGCGACGUGACGAAGCCGUGGCGCAGCCUGGGUGAUGAGUCCGAAGUCUUUGCCUUGCGCUACGAGAUGAAGUCACUUCUCGCCCUCGGUGCUGAGCUCGAGGGUCUCGUCUCGUCGUACGCGUGGAACUAUGUAAAGAUUGAGAUCCUCAAGCGCACUGUCCUUGCUUCGCUCUGGGCUGCUCUGUGGCCCGCCUACCUCAUCAGCGCCGCUUCAAAGAUUGACAACCCCUUCAACCUGGCCCGCAACCGUUCAGACAAGGCCGGUCGCGUUCUCGCUGAUGCUCUCAUCGCCAAGGUCCAGGGAGAAAGACCCGUGACUCUGGUCGGAUAUUCGCUCGGCGCUCGCGUCAUCUACUCUUGUCUGCGAUCACUCGCUGAACGUCAGGCUUUCGGGCUAGUCGACACCGUGGUGCUCAUCGGUGCCCCCGUGCCGUCCAACCGGGAGCACUGGCAGGUCCUGCGGUCCGUGGUGUCGGGCCGCAUCGUCAACGUGUACUCGGAAACGGACUACAUUCUCGGGUUCUUAUACCGUACCACCUCUCUCCAGCUAGGCAUCGCAGGUCUCCAGGAAGUCAAGGACAUUGAAAGAGUCGAGAACCUGAACCUCAGCGCAGAAGUCAGCGGGCACCUCCGCUACCCGAGCUUGAUCGCCAAGAUCCUGACACGAUGCGGAUUCCCGAAUGUCAAGGGCGGCGAGGGCGUUAUAGAAAAGGACGAAGACCUAGACAUCAAGAUUACGGAUGAGGAGGCGGGUUUGCAGAUGGGCGAGCUUAUCCAGCUCGAGGCGCAACCUGAUCCGGAGUCGGAGCCGCAGCCGAUCAGAUCCAAGCAGACCGCCAGGUUCCCGAACGAGCUGCGUCACCCGUUACAUCCUGACCCACCUGAACAGAAGAAGAAAAAGAACCCGAACCGGAACAAGGUCUCUAGAUAUGGUGGUGCAACCGUUUCGGGGUCUCUCGAUCCUUUGGGAGGCGGUGGCGGCGACCCCUUGAACUUGAGAAGUCUUGGCCAGGCAAAGCAGGGACCGCGGUCGCCUCACCACGAGGAGCUCCGUAGUCUAGGCUCUCCACCUCCUGAGAAACAAGAGGCGAGAAGCGCUCAGCCUGCUGAUCCCCUGAAUCUCAGUGCUCUGGGGGCAAAGAACGAAAACCCAGUUCCUACUGCUGUCGAAAAUGAUCCAAGUCAGCCGGGCAAGGAACCAGAGCUUCCUCCCAGGCCUUCUGCCAUCCACUCGUUCCAGAGCGAUGGUGCUAUAGACUUGAACCGCCGUCCGGAACUGCCAAUCAGGCCCAAGACCUUCCCUGUUCCUGUUCAAGAGGAAGAGGAUGAUGAUAGCGAUGACGAGAGCUUCAAGGGAAUUCAGCUGGUUGACAAUGAAGACAUGACGAGUUACUCGGAGCCCUUGAGGGCGGACGACUAG